Betta splendens (Siamese fighting fish) is the source of this 2592-nucleotide messenger RNA. RefSeq names its product SLIT and NTRK-like protein 5. Gene Ontology annotation, cellular component: plasma membrane. Lineage: Eukaryota; Metazoa; Chordata; Actinopteri; Anabantiformes; Osphronemidae. Gene Ontology annotation, molecular function: protein binding. The transcript has 8 exons. The record is from RefSeq and is a predicted model, not a curated record. Bases 199 to 2355 code for a protein of 718 amino acids.
ACAGUUUAGGUCAAAUAGGCCGAACCCACCGGGCCUCGCGCUCCAUCAGCCAAAUGGAACCGCGGCCGCCGGUCGUCCUGACGCCUGUGCUCAAACGCUGAUGAACCAUGGCAACGGUGUUUCUGCGUCGCGCCUGCUGCUCCAGGUGGUCCCAGGAGCAACCGUCCCUCCAGCAGAGUCCACUGGUGUCGGGCCGCGAUGGCAGAGGCCUCGCUGACGGUCGUUGCAGCUGCUGCUCUGCUGCUGCUGAAUGUGCAGCUCAGCCGUUCGUGCGAUGAGGAAGGACCCGUCUUGAUCUGCACCAGCCUCCCACCAUACUUCAGACCUGGUUAUUCGACGCUGAUGAUGUACCUCAGAGACGCUGGGGACAUUAACGCCACCGUGUUUGGCAGCAGCAACCUCAGCUCUGUGAGCAGGCUGGUGAUGAACAGCGCUGGAGUCACGGCCAUCGCCGACGGCGCCUUCGGCUCCCUGCGCGGCCUCACGCGCCUCAGUUUGAACGACAACGCCCUGAAGCGGGUCAGCCCGCGCUGGUUCGGCCGUCCUGACGUCCUCACGGAGCUCAACCUCACAGGAAACCGGGUGGAGGCUGUGGACGAGUCGAUGCUCGCCGGCCUCAACCUCACGAAGCUCAGUCUGAAUAACAACAGAAUUGCAGCCGUGGCCCCCGACACGUUCAGCUCCCUCGCCUGCUUGGCUGAGUUGGACCUGUCUGACAACAGGUUGACCCGGCUCUCGCCUCAGGUCUUCGGGUCCGCGAGGGUCAGGCUUCACAGGAACCCGUGGGACUGUACGUGUGAGGCUGAGGACUCGGUGGCCUUCCUCACAGAGCUGUGGAGCAGAUCUCUGCUGGACGCGCAGAUGGAGGUGACCUGUGAGAGUCCUCCCCCUCUGAGGGGGAAACCUGUGUGGAGCGUGUCUGUGUGUGGGACUCAGACCCACACCUUCAGCACAGCCCCUGCGUCCGGCGGCACCGCUGCUGCUCCUCUUGCAUCCUCCUCUGCAGCGGCAGCUUCUCCAACACGACCAGAGUCAGAGACAAAAACCUCUGUCGGACCCAAACCCACCGACACGGUCACAACAGUAACUGUAAAGACGACGACUGAUGCGACUCCGUCUCCACUGACAACUUCAGGAACCAGAACCUCCGUCCAGACCAAACCUUCUGACAACUCCUCACAGACACAAGUCACUGAACCGUCUUCACAUCCCUGCUGCACUCUGGUCGUUGUCAUGGCGAUCCUCUGUGCGCUGCUGUCGGUGCUCGUCCUCCUGGUGGCGCUGCACAGGAGGAAACGCAGCAGUAAAGCAGUGCUGCCUGGUCGUCCACAUGGAGACAGGAAGGAGGCUGAGGAAGGUGGAGCAGGGCCACUCCAGCUUCCAGGACACUCUGAGGCCACGGGGCCUUUUACUGGACCCAGAGCUAAGUCAGCUGGCGCUGUUCUCUUAAGGGCCUGCGUUUGUCCGUCAGGGAAAGAUCAUGUUGGGCAAAAAGAACCAGAAGCUCGUGACACAGACGCAGGAAGCCCAGCUGAAGGGAAGAACCUGCCAGUGAGUGAAGCUGGAGCUGAUCCAGAAGCUCGACCAGAAGGUCUCACAGACCCUGAGGAACGAGCUGAUUCUGGUGAAGAAACAGGUGAAAACACUGAGACGGUGCCCUACCUGAGCAUCGGUACCAAGCCAGGCGACAGCAGCCAACUGUCCUCAGACGGCCGGGGUCAAAGGUCACUGAAGGGAAACGUCAUGGGGAGGAUCUCCACCUGGCCUCCCACUGCUGCUCAGUGGCAGGACAGGUGUAAGCUGGAGGAAGAGGAGGAGGAAGAGGAGGGGUCUGACGUCUGCACUGUUUGGACACAAAAUAAAAUGUUCAAGUUCUCAAGUGAAAUCGAGGAGAUGGUAAACAAAGUGGAGCCUGGUUCUGGUUGCGACUGGGCCCAAAAAGAAGGCGGGGAAACUGAGAAAAAUCAAGCAACUCCCCCUACGAAGAGCAAGGCUCCGAACAGAUGCUCUGAGUCCAGUUCAGUCAGCGAGGCUCACGUCGACGCGGCGCCGGAGGAGCGGACGGACGAGGACGCGGCCGCCGGGAGACGCACGGACGGACGACGGCAGCGCCGCGUCUGCAGAGCUGCAGACGAUCCACCGAACGAGCCCAGUGUGAGCAGCGACGAGGCCGAACGGAGGCGUAGAGCAAAGGGAGCAGCUGCGAACCCACAGAGAGGAGGCUCAACAGCGCCCUCUGCUGGAGCCACGCACCAGUCCGCCUUCAUGGACCUGCUGCAUGAAGUGGUGCAGAACAACGGCCGCUGGACCCGAGAGCGGUGGAGGCAGAUCCACGUCAACAGGCAGCGGCGCUAGAGCGGAGUGCCUUCACCUUUGCUGGUAUUUAGCUCUAAUUUAGUUUAAAGUUACAGUCAACUUCACGUAAAACAAAGCAAAUAUCUGAUCGUUUGACAUUUUCUGGAAACAAUGUCACCUGAAGCAUAUUUCCCACACUGUCAGACUAUUCCUGUGGUGGUGGGUAAAUCAUAGCGUCUUUAUGAAAUCAAAACUAUUAUUUCUCGUGUUGAGUGGAAAUAAAGACCUCAAAGCGUU